AUGGAAAAACAAGUAUAUGCUUUUCUUGAAAAAAACAAACCAAAAACUAAUGAAAAGCUACUGUUAGCUGGAUUUCUGUUGUCUGUGUUAGGAUGGAUUUUAACUGCUACCUGUAACUACUUACCAGGCUGGAAAAAUCUCAACUUAGACAUAAAUGCACCAGAGCUUUGGAGCAUGGGACUCUCAAAGGAUGUAGGAACACAGUCUAAAGAUUUUUAUUCUUUCCUAGAAUUCAAGAUUUCCAUUACUUUAGUAGCUACAUCAAAUGGACUAUGACUUCUGAGCCCUGUGAUCUCCGGUCCUGGUUUGGACUGCCUAAAUGGAGAAUACAGAGCAGAAGAUAAAAAAAAGCUGUUACUACUUGGAGGAAUACUCCAGAUGAUAGCUGGAGACUCUGUCCUUGCUUACACUAUAAUCCAGGAGAUUUGGAAUGAUGACAUCACAGAGAUUCUGCCCAGAUGGGCAAUAGGGGAUGCACUGUUCAGUGAUUGGGUUGGUGGAUUUUUUCUAGUUCUAGGGGGAUCUCUACUCCUCUCUACAAUCUGCUUAUCAUCUGACCACCACUUACGACAGCAGCAGCAGUGGCAGAUAUACAAGAUGCCCAUCGGCAUCUGGAAAUUGGAAAUGGAAGACUUAAAAAAGGGCAGAUACCAGGUUUUCUGA
Messenger RNA from Corvus hawaiiensis (hawaiian crow), 663 nucleotides. Its product is annotated as claudin-22-like. NCBI's taxonomy places the organism in Eukaryota, Metazoa, Chordata, Aves, Passeriformes, Corvidae. Gene Ontology annotation, cellular component: plasma membrane; bicellular tight junction. Gene Ontology annotation, biological process: cell adhesion; bicellular tight junction assembly. Gene Ontology annotation, molecular function: structural molecule activity. The record is from RefSeq and is a predicted model, not a curated record.